Messenger RNA from Carcharodon carcharias (great white shark), 9519 nucleotides. Its product is annotated as multiple PDZ domain protein. Gene Ontology annotation, molecular function: protein binding. The transcript has 52 exons. The record is from RefSeq and is a predicted model, not a curated record. NCBI's taxonomy places the organism in Eukaryota, Metazoa, Chordata, Chondrichthyes, Lamniformes, Lamnidae. The coding region runs from base 282 to 6665 and encodes 2127 amino acids.
GCCGAGGGGAGGCCAGGCGAGUUGUUUCUCACCGGAGCCGGGAGCGGAAUGACGGGCAGAUAUCCAACAACCUUCCAAGCUAACUCUGCUGACUGCUUUCUGCCACAAAGCUCUGAGAGGACCACUGUAGAUUUCUUCAUCUAGGUUCGAACAAGGCUAAUCUUCCAGCUUCUUUCCUCAUGAAUUUCAAACUGAGCACAAGCCCUGCCCGCAUUCCCCAUGGUGAACAGUAAGGAUAAUUUUGGCCCCAGUGAGAUUGACUUCACCUUACAAUUGGAAACAUGUUGGAAGGCUUAGACACCCAGCGAGCUUUGCAGGCUGUGGAAAGAUUACAGGCAAAGUUACGAGAAAGAGGGGAUGUGACAAAUGAAGAGAGACUGAGCUUAUUGAGAUCCGUGCUACAGAGCCCACUCUUUAACCAGAUCCUGAACCUGCAGAGCUCUGUUCAACAGCUGAAAGAUCAGGUGAACAUCAUGCCACCUGCCACACAUCCAAGCAUUGAUCUUUCUCAGGCAUCUGGCUCACCGGUUACUUCAGUUGCAUCACCAUUAAAUGAAUCGUACAUGAUAGCUCAACAGAAUGGAAGUAAAGAAAUUGAACAUGAAAUUGCAGUGCAGCCUGGCUCUCCUCAUGUUAAUGACAAGCCAUCCAAUGAAGAAUUUGAGCUGAUUUUGAGAAAAAUGGCUCAAGGCCGCUGUAUUGAAUACAUAAAUCUGAUGAAACCUGCCAGUGAUGGUUUGGGAUUCAGUGUUGUAGGACCGAAGAGUGAACAGAAGGGACAACUGGGGAUCUUUGUCCAGGAAAUCCAAGAGGGCAGUGUGUCAGCAAGAGAUGGAAAACUAAAGGAAUCAGACCAAAUCCUAGCUAUCAACAGACAGUUCCUAGACCAGACUGUCACCCAUCAACAAGCCAUUGGCAUCCUGCAGAAAGCCACUGAGCAGAUCCAGUUAGUGGUUGCCAGAGGAUCCAUUCCACAUUUAUCCAGUCCAGUAAUUUCACGUACACCAUCGGAUGCGAGUACACUCUCUGCACAUUCUUCUACUGUCCAUUGGCAGCUUGUUGAGACUAUUGAGCUGGUGAACGAUGGUUCUGGUUUGGGAUUUGGAAUAGUAGGUGGAAGAACAACUGGUGUUGUCGUGAAGACUAUUUUACCUGGAGGAGUCGCUGACCUGGAUGGGCGACUUCAAAGUGGCGACCACAUUCUAAAGAUAGGUGACACAGACCUGCUUGGAAUGGGUAGUGAGCAAGUGGCUCAGGUGCUGAGGCAGUGUGGGAAUCGAGUCAAAUUGGUGAUUGCUAGAGGAGCCAUGGAAGACUCCUUGCCUGCUGGCCCUCAAGGACUUCCUGCUUUACCGUCUAUACCUCCUGUAGCAGAAGAGCCUGAAUCGGUUUGCUAUCAGGAUGUUGAUGGUGAAAUAUUCGAUGUGGAGCUUACAAAAGAUGUUCAUGGACUAGGCAUAACCAUCGCUGGUUAUGUUGGAGACAAAAACUUAGAGCCCUCUGGUAUCUUUGUGAAAAGCAUCACUCAAGGCAGUGCAGUUGAACAGGAUGGAAGAAUACAUGUUGGUGACCAGAUAAUAGCUGUGGAUGGAACAAAUAUUCAAGGCUACACUAACCAGCAAGCAGUGGAAAUGUUGCGUCACACAAGCCAAAUUGUGCGUCUUAUUUUAAUGAGGAGAGGACUCAAACCAGAAGCCUUGACACAGUCUGAGAAUAAGGAUGAAGCAAAACCUGAGAUGGGUGGAGAUGUCCUCACAAUAGAUGACAAACCUGCUUCAGCAAUAUCUGCAAUGAUUGAAGAAUCAUCGGCACUGGUGAAUAAGAUUUCAAAUGCUGCCCCUACUAAGGAGCAAGAAAUUGAAGCAGAAGGUGAAACCAGGUUCACGGCAGCAGGAUUUCAGCUCAGCUCAUCAGAAGAGGAAAGUCUUUGUUUUAAAUGGCAAGGGAUUCUUGGAGCUAAAUAUGAAAUUGUGGUGACUCAAGUAAUAAAGUUCACUGAAAGCAGUGGCCUGGGCAUAAGUUUGGAAGCCACCAUUGGGCAUCAUUAUAUUCGUUCCAUCCUCCCUGAGGGGCCUGUAGGACGUAAUGGAAAACUGUAUGGUGGUGAUGAGCUACUAGAGGUGAAUGGAAUACCACUCCUAGGUCAGAAUCACCAAGAUGUUGUCAGUAUUCUCAAAGACUUGCCUAUCACUGUCACUAUGGUCUGCUGCCGCUCAAACCUGAAGGCCAAGAAGGAAACUGAUGUAGAUAGCAUGAUUCCCAUAGAAGAGGCCAUUCAGUCAGCAGAGGAGCCAUUGGAGUUUCUUCCUCAGUCAGUGACUUUAGCUUGGAUUGAUCAUCAAGAGGAAUCAAUUGUUGGUCAAGGCUUUUUACAGAGGCACGUCGAUCAAAAUGAGAUUACAGCAACACCUGAUGCAGACGAUGAUGUUGCUGUUGUUGUUGAGAUAGAAAGAAGACAGAGUGGUGUGGAGGCACAAGGCUCUCAUUUGGCAAUGUGGGAAUCUGAAAUUCAAAACAUAGAAUUAGAGAAAGGUAGCUCAGGCCUUGGGUUCAGCAUUCUGGAUUAUCAGGAUCCGAUUGACCCAAUGCGAACAGUUAUUGUGAUUCGUUCAUUAGUGCCCAGUGGUGUGGCAGAACAAGAUGGUCGACUUCUUCCAGGAGACCGACUCAUGUUUGUCAACAGCACCAACUUGGAGAAUGCUACUCUUGAGGAAGCUGUUCAGGCACUGAAAGGUGCAUCAGGAGGCAGAGUUAGAAUUGGGGUAGCCAAGCCUUUGCCACAGUUUUCUCCAGAGGAGGGAGAUGUGUCUACUAAAGAGGAAUCUUUACUCUACUUGGGUCAGCCUUGUGACGGGGAUGAUGAGGAGGAGGCAGCAGCCGAUGCUGCUGUCUUUCGUGCAGAGUUAGCACUGGUAGAAGCAAGUGAAACAAGUGUUGCUGAUGAACAGACAUUUGAAAGGGAGUCAUCUUUUGAAGUAGAAGAUGUCCAUCAGGCUUCCACUGUGGCCAUGCAUGGCAGUGCCUGUAGUGAAGAUCUGAAUGUUAACCUUUCAAUUCCAUCAUUGAUUUAUAAGGAUGCACAGGAAAUUUCAUUGGGUGAUGACAGCCUAUCCUCCACUGAUGAGAGUUACUGGAAACAGAUGUCCUUAGCCAGAGGAUUUGAAAAAACCAUUUCCAUCGCAAAAGGCAAUGCUAGCCUUGGAAUGACUGUAAGUGCCAGUAAGGAUGGCUCAGGAAUGAUGGUGCGUAAUAUUAUUAAUGGCGGUUCUAUCAGCCGUGAUGGCCGAAUUGGGGUAGGUGACUGCAUCUUAGCAAUCAAUGGGGAGCCAACUACAAAUCUCAACAAUGCACAGUCCCGUGCGAUGCUUCGAAGACAUUCUCUAAUUGGACCAGACAUAAUAUCUCCUUGUGCACCUGGUGAUGAUCAAUCCCCUUUUUAUGUUGUCACAUAUGUGCCUGCGGAGAAUCUGCUAAAGUACAGGGCUGUCAUGGGUCAACAACUUGAAGGAAUCACGACUAAUGCCUCAUCACAGCUGCCUGCCAGCACUGAGCUACCAGAGAGGGAGGAGGGUGAAGGCGAAGAGAGUGAACUGCAGAAUUCAUCUUACAAUAACUGGAGACAAGCUCGGCGAGUGGAGUUAUGGCGAGAACCUGCAAAGUCCUUGGGAAUUAGUAUUGUUGGAGGAAAAGGAAUGGGAAGUCGACUGAGUAAUGGAGAGGUCAUGAGAGGAAUAUUCAUCAAGCACAUCCUGGAGGACAGUCCAGCGGGAAGAAAUGGUACAUUAAAAACUGGAGACAGAAUUGUUCAGGUAGAUGGGGUUGACUUGCGAGAUGCCAGCCAUGAGCAGGCAGUUGAAGCUAUUCGAAAAGCAGGCAAUCCUGUCAUGUUUUUAGUCCAGGGUUUAAUAACCAGACCUCGGCCAGAGUCUCUCUGUAGUCGUAUAUCAACAUUUGUUCUUAGUGGGCAGAAACAUACCUCUACUAACCCAUUCUCCCUUGAUCCAUCCAAGAAACAACCUUUGUCUUUCCUGCAAUCUAACCCCUUGCCUGAAUCGAGCAGUGGCAGCAGCAGUACUAACCCAUUUGCUGACUCUUUUCAGACCCGCAAUAGCCAGACCUCUACAGCUUCAAAUGAUGAGAAGGCCUUCUGUCAAGCCCCUUAUUUUAUGACCAAAAAUCCAUUUUCUGAAAAUAAAUUCAAGGUUUCUGCAUAUCGAGCUAGGACUUUUCUACGCCCUUUCCCAACUAACCCAUUUGCAAUCAAUCCAUUUAAGACCACCAGCCAGCCAGAUAUAGAGACUGAAAUUAUAUCAGCACUCGGAGAUCCACAGCUGCUACCAUCUGUUGAAAAAGAGGAAACAAGCAAUGUCGUGGCAUCACUGGGGAACAUGGGCAUUAAAUCAGAAGAUGGAGUGGAGGAAGAUGAUGAAUUUGGUUACAGCUGGAAAAAGAUCAGACAGCGGUAUGGAAGCUUGAUGGGGGAACUGCAUAUGAUUGAGCUGGAAAAAGGGAAGAGUGGGCUGGGCCUCAGCCUGGCUGGCAACAAGGAUCGAUCCAGAAUGAGUGUUUUUGUAGUUGGCAUUGAUGCAAAUGGAGCAGCUGGCAAAGAUGGCAGGAUACAGAUUGCAGAUGAGUUACUAGAGAUAAACGGGCAGUUACUGUAUGGACGCAGUCAUCAGAAUGCUUCAUCAAUAAUCAAAAGUGCACCAUCAAAAGUGAAAAUUAUUUUUAUCAGAAGCACAGAUGCAGUCAGUCAAAUGGCAGUCAGUCCCGUAAAAUCAGUUGACACAACCACAAUUACUUCAGGAGCCCAGCAAGAGAAAGAGACAGGCACAUCAUUAUUCCAAAGUGGAAUGGAUCUGACUGCAUUUAAAAAUAUUCAACAUGUGCUACUUACUAAGGAUCAAGGUGGACUCGGAAUUGCAAUUAGUGAAGAGAGUACACAUGAUGGUGUCGUUAUUAAGAGUCUAACGGAAAACGGUACAGCAUCAAAGGAUGGAAGGGUUAAGGUUGGGGAUCGUAUCUUGGCGGUGGAUGAUGAACCUGUUGUGGGUUACCCUGUUGAAAAGGUUAUAAAUUUGCUGAAGAAAGCAAAGAAUACGGUGAAACUAACCAUCAGUUUGGAUGAUGUGAAUAUGCAGCUAUCUCAUACACCACCUACUGCCACUGCUUUGUCAGAUUCUAAAAACAUUCAGUCUCCUUCAGUACACAAUAUUGCUGUCUCACCUGAUACAGAUCCCAUCAAUAAGGGCUCAAGCAGAGCUUCAACCCCUGGUUCAUCAACAAUAGACAUGUCAACUUGUCCAAUUGUCCCUGGACGAGAAACAACCAUUGAAAUUUCCAAAGGACGCACUGGACUUGGGCUGAGCAUUGUCGGAGGGGCAGAUACACUAUUGGGUGCCAUAAUUAUUCACGAAGUCUAUGAAGAAGGAGCUGCAGCCAAAGAUGGCAGACUAUGGGCAGGAGAUCAAAUAUUGGAGGUUAAUGGAAUCGAUUUGAGAGUUGCCACUCAUGAUGAGGCAAUAAAUGUUUUGAGACAAACUCCGCAAAAAGUACAACUGACAGUCUACAGGGAUGAAGGCCAUUAUAAGGAAGAAGAUAUGUAUGACUUGCUAAUUGUUGAAUUGCAAAAGAAACCAGGGAAAGGGCUUGGACUGAGUAUUGUUGGAAAAAGAAAUGAUACUGGGGUCUUUGUGUCAGACAUUGUAAAAGGAGGAAUAGUAGAUCUGGAUGGAAGACUUGUGCAAGGAGACCAAAUACUGUCUGUGAAUGGGGAGGAUGUUCGAAAUGCAACUCAGGAGACUGUUGCUGCUAUGCUGAAGUGUGCACAAGGCAUGGUAAGAUUAGAGGUUGGCAGGGUGAAGGCUGGAUCGUUCUCACCUGAUAGAAGAGGUUCCCAAAGUAGCCAGGUCAGCGAAGGGAGUUGUGGUGGUGGACUGACCACAUUCUGUUCUACUGCUUCUGGAUCUACCCAACCUGAUCUUUAUGAAACUGGAUACAGAAAACAUGCCUGGACAGAAAUUCAAGGAUUAAGAACAGUUGAGUUUAAUAAGGGGCCGAUUGAUUCGCUGGGAAUCAGCAUUGCAGGAGGAGUAGGUAGUCCUCUUGGAGAUGUUCCCAUUUUCAUUGCAAUGAUGCAGCCAAAUGGAGUAGCAGCCCAGACCCAGAAGCUGCGGGUUGGAGACAGGAUUGUAAGUAUUUGUGGGAAACCUACAGAAGGCUUGACUCAUUCCCAGGCUGUAAGCAUACUGAAGAGUGCUUCAGGUCAUAUAGAAUUACAGGUGGUUGCAGGCGGUGAUAUUAGUGUGAUGACUAGUCAGCAACAGGAACACACUGCAACUACACUUUCUCUCUCAGGGCUGACAGCAAGCAGCAUCCUUCAUGAUGACCUAGGUCCUCCACAAUAUAAAACAAUUACUUUGGACAGAGGUGCUGAUGGUCUAGGUUUUAGCAUUGUUGGUGGAUAUGGCAGCCCUCAUGGAGACCUGCCUAUUUAUGUCAAGACAGUAUUUGCAAAGGGGGCAGCUGCUGAAGAUGGACGUCUGAAACGUGGAGAUCAAAUAAUUGCUGUCAAUGGGCAAAGCCUUGAGGGUGUUACACAUGAAGAAGCUGUUGGUAUUCUGAAGCGCACAAAGGGGACAGUUACACUAACAGUACUUUCCUAAUGUAUGUUGUUCCAGGGAAGACUCAAAUGCUCAGUAUAUUGACAUGAUGAAUAAGAAUUGAAAUGGGAUGUUGUGUUUAAUUAACAACUCUACUAAAUUUAUAGAGUGCAUUUUGUAAUAUAUGGCUUUCUUCUGCUGAGGACUAUUAGAUAAUGUGCAAAGGCGUUCUUCAAAAAAGAAAGACAAUAUUACAAAUAUGCCCUGUGGGCUAAAUAAGAAACGGAUGAAAAAGAUUAAAUGUUUAGCUAGUGUCAAUUAAAUGUUUCUAUUUUUAAUUUGAAAUCAAAUAACCAUGAAAAAGUGUGUUGCGAAAUUGAAGAAAUUUAAAAACAUAGCAGGCUGCCAUAGUAUUUAUGUACAUCAUGUUCAGGAGCUGUAUUCUAGGAUAUACAUUACUACUUUACCUUGAUACCACAUGCUGUUUACAGUACUUUUUCAGAUGCAACAUUAUUUUUAAUUUUGCUCCCAAAUUUACAUAUUCGCCCAUUUUAGGCUUUAACAUAGUUCAAGAAUUACUAUGUAAUUUCUGUUGCUUUCUGCUUUAAAAUUAUCACAAAAUAUUUUGCAGUUGAACAGUUAAUUGGAUUAAAUAAAGCAUUUGUUGUCUCAGUAUGUCUGUUAUGUGGUGGGGGACCUGCCACUGAGCAAUUUCAGUGAAGAAAUUGUGCUACAUGUGCUGCAAUUUAACUGCAUUAGAUUUUAACAUUUUACAGCUUAUUAACAGAUUUUUUCUGUGAAACGUUGAGUUAUCUUGAAAUAGCUGAUUAUGAUGGAUCAUCUCUAGGUACUAUUUAAAAACUGUCAUAUCUAGAAUGGCAGUAGAGGAGGCAAUACUCUGGAAUUAUUAGAGACAAUCAGAUUUCAUGAUAGGUUUCUAUGGAAAGCUGAGCUGGAUGAACUGAAUUGCCUCCCUCAGCUGUGGUUGCCCUUUUGUGAAUUUUUUUUCUUUGCACCCUGAAAAUAGUUAUGUACUAUGGAAGAGCUGUAGCAAAGAAUGGAAAUAAACAACAAUUCAAUCUCUUGUGCUGCAGAAAUCAAGCUCAUUUUGUUAUCAAAACUAGAUUAUGCUGAAAUUGGCUUAUUUGAGGAAAAAUAUUUGUUUUAAGUCCUAGGAGAGAGUGCAGGUUUUAUUUAAGACUUAGCUUCAAGUUUUAACUCCUCGAUGUGUUAUUCAGAAAGGAAAAUUGGAGAAAUUAUAUCAAGUUGGGGGUGAACAUGGCAAUGAUAAUCAGAUAAAAACAAGAAAAAACUUUAUACAGUGCUUUAUCAAGUGUGUGGGAAACAGCAGAAAUACUUCAUAUACAGAUUGAAUUAUUUUACAAUAAAGUGAGGUAAAGUUUGGAUCUCUAUGUCCAUUUUGCAGGUGCAACAAUGAUCAAAUUCAGCAAUUAAAUUAGGUUGUGUGAUUUUUCAGGCGUCCCUGGUGGGUGACUAUAAUGGUGUAACUAAGGCAUUGAAGGUCUUUUAUAGGCUCUUCACCAAUAUUCAAUAUCACAGAGCAGGAGCUGUAAGAUCUUAUUUUUUUAAAAAUUCAAAAUCAUUGCUGUGGAACUAUAAGGAGCAGUAGCGACUCUACAGUAUCCCAGUUGCCUUCUGUCCUCUUCCCCCUUUCCUUUAAUGUUCUGCAAUCUCCCUCCCAGGACCUGGUCCUGGGGCAAAGCAUGUGACCAAAAGCAAUUUUUAAAAAAUGGUUAAACUGCCCACAAAGGCACCAGCAAGUCGACUGAUGAGCCUGAACUCAAUUUCAGGCCUGCUUUGAGCUUCCCAGUUCAGGUGCACAUUGAACCUGCAUCCUUUCCUUCAUGCCUGAAACCGAGCGCCGACACAUUUAAACCCCAGUGGAUGUUAUGUAACUAAAUCACAGCGACCUUUAUCCACACAACAACCAUUAUUCACACAGCAAGAUCCCAUAAACAGCAAUGAAUUGAAUGAUCAGUUAAUUUGGGUUUUUUUUUUAGAAGAAAGGGGGAAAAUGAACUAUGUACAAUAAGAUUUGCAGUUCCAAAAAAUGCAUUUUGGAUAAAUAUUUUAGCUAUGAUCAGUUGACUGUGCCUGCUCCUGAAUUCUUGGAAACGUAUGGGGUAAAAAUAUUUUCACCCAAGUCUGCUGCUUACCAAGCAAAUUCAGUAGCUGUAACAGUGUAUUAAGACUGCACCGAGCUAACCAGCUCAGUAUAGAAACUAAGUUCUCCUCCAUGGGAUGGAUUUUUGUCUUCACAAAUUGGCAGGUAAUCUGGCAAAGUGAAUCACUUACCCUAUAUAAAGCCCAUCAGUUGUUAUUCCUUUCACUUCAAUGGAAUGAGGAUCGGGCAGAUUCUAUAAAAGACAGCUGAUUAAUUUUUGCCAAUUCACGGUCCACAGAUGAAGAUGCAAAUCUAUUCAUAUGAAAUUAACAGUAUUAUAACUCAAUUUAAAAUAGUGUUUGGGUUAAAAUUGUGUAUUUUGAUAAAUAUUGCAUUUUAACACUAACCAAGUGUAUUUUACUAUAUAUUUAUAUAAACCUAAAAGAUAAAUGUUAUAGCUGUCUUCUUUACAAUUAUUUGAUCAAAGUUCCUGGAUUUAGUUUCAAUGGUACUGUUCCUUUGGAUUAGCAACUUCAAUGGACAAGAAUUUGAAGCUAAACCUGGGUAACACACAGUCAUUUUAGGAUAUUUUUCUUUUAUAUGCUGUCUACAAUCAGACUUUAGUGUGUAAAAUCUGCUUAAGUAUAUCUAUUUUUGAUUUUAAAGUAGUGUUCAGUCAUGUUUCUGUUAAUAGUAACUAGUCCUGGUAAUUGUAAAGACUUAGUUUUAUAAUGCUAAGAAGUGUACUUAGUCAUUGGUGUUUGAAUAAAAAUAAAUGUUCUACAACAGCCA